CCGGCGUGGUAAAUCCCUACUCAUUGAAAAAACAGCUCGAUUGGGGUCUGCCAAGUUGUUAUUGAGGUUUAUAUAGCGGCUCGGUGCUCCUCGUUUGUGACACCACCAUUUUCCCUCGUAGACCAGCUCCAGCAUUGCUUGCAAGAUGAGUUACAAGAUCUUCUUUUAUGAGGACAGAAACUUCCAGGGCCGCUCUUAUGAGUGCAGCAGCGACUGCCCCGACAUGCAUCCUCACUUCAGCCGCUGCAACUCUGUCAAAGUAGAGAGCGGCUGCUGGGUCCUGUACGAGAAGCCCAACUAUGGAGGCUACCAGUACAUCCUGACCCGCGGAGAGUAUCCCGACUACCAGCGCUGGAUGGGCUACAACGACACCAUCAGAUCCUGCAGGGCCUACUCCUACACCAGUGACGGCCCGUACCGCGUCCGCAUCUACGAGCGUCCCAACUUCCAGGGUCAGAUGAUGGAGUUCAGCGAUGACUGCGAGUCAGUCCAGGAUCACUUCCGCAGCCGUGACGUCUACUCCUGCAACGUCCUGGACGGCUACUGGGCUUUCUACGAGCACCCCAACUACCGUGGCCGCCAGUACUUCAUGAGACCCGGGGAGUACCGCAAGUUCAGUGACUGGGGCGCCUCCUGCGCCACCGUGGGGUCCUUCCGUAGAGUCACCGAUUUUUAGACCUGGAUCUCACCAGAUUUGACCUCAGUGUUGAAAUUGACGAAUAAUAAUAAAGUACUUCUGGCAUCAUAAAAUA
Synchiropus splendidus (mandarinfish) is the source of this 752-nucleotide messenger RNA. RefSeq names its product gamma-crystallin M2-like. Gene Ontology annotation, molecular function: structural constituent of eye lens. The transcript is spliced from 3 exons. The record is from RefSeq and is a predicted model, not a curated record. Lineage: Eukaryota; Metazoa; Chordata; Actinopteri; Syngnathiformes; Callionymidae. Gene Ontology annotation, biological process: visual perception; lens development in camera-type eye. Bases 146 to 676 code for a protein of 176 amino acids.